Messenger RNA from Chelonus insularis, 1351 nucleotides. It is a transcript of the gene gt, whose product is annotated as transcription factor giant. Gene Ontology annotation, molecular function: RNA polymerase II cis-regulatory region sequence-specific DNA binding; DNA-binding transcription factor activity, RNA polymerase II-specific. The record is from RefSeq and is a predicted model, not a curated record. The coding region runs from base 288 to 1253 and encodes 321 amino acids. The transcript is spliced from 2 exons. Gene Ontology annotation, cellular component: nucleus. Gene Ontology annotation, biological process: regulation of transcription by RNA polymerase II. Lineage: Eukaryota; Metazoa; Arthropoda; Insecta; Hymenoptera; Braconidae.
UAUUUGGUCACAAAGCUUGCCGCGUAUAUAACUGAAGAACAUCCCUCUUCAGAUCUUAAACGAUUUUGACCUAGUGUAGAGUGAGCAUCAAGUUGUUCAGCCAGUAUUUCAGUCAUUGGAAAUGUAUUUCAAUCUUUUUUAAAAUUUGGUGAUAUCAAGAGAUAUACGUCUACAAUAAAUUAUAAUUUAUUGAAGAAUAAAAAUAAGAAAAUAUCGGUAGUGUUGUGGAAUUGAGUGAAAUUGUAAAUUUGGAUUAACAAUUAGCCAAUUCAAAUACACUCAUCACAAUGGAAGUCUACUCCCGCUUUCCUGUGGAAAGUGCUGAAGCCCUUGAUUUUUCGGUAGCUCCGAAAUCGGAUUCAUUUCCAAAAUCAGCAGAUUUUCCAGUUCUGGAUCUUUCUUGUAAAAAAGAGACUUUACAGGAUCAUCAGAUUGGAUCAUAUAGUUUAAGUCCAGUAUCAUUAGAAAACCAUUCAUUAUCACCAACUAGUCAUGAAGCUCAUAACAAUAAUCAGCCUAAAACUUCAUCAGAAGAAGAAAGAAAAAGUCCCGUCGAAGAAAGAACGUAUAUGGUAACACCUCCGUCGGAAUCAGAAUCACCAUCAAAGAAGUUCCCGCCAAUUUAUCCACAGCUGUGUUCAUCGCCGACGGAUAUUGCCUAUAGGUAUCCUCUUAUUUUGCCCGUGAACGAAUCUCAAACGCCGUCUCCACUUCCUCCAUUAUCUUUAUCUACGUCUAGUGAAAAUGUAAGUCAGAUUCCAUCAUUUUCAUUAACACCAACUACUCCAGUACCUUCAAAUGUAAGUCCAAAACCCGACAACAGUGCUUCUGAUGCAUCGAAGAAAGCACCAAGGCCUUUCAAAGCCUACCCCAAAGAUCCACUAGCUUUAACCGUUGGUCCAGCAGAAUUUAUAUAUGAUCCAACAUCUAAGGAAGCUUAUAGUGAAUUCCGUAAGCGAAUGCUCGAAUCUGUAAGGAAAACAAAUGAAGGUACUAAUAUCAAAAUGAGAAGAGUUAGUAAAAAUUCUAAUUUACCAACGAGCACAAUGGACGACAAAGAUGCUGCUUAUUGGGAAAGGAGAAGAAAGAACAAUGAAGCUGCUAAACGGUCUAGAGAUGCAAGAAGGGCCAAAGAAGAUGAGAUUGCAAUUAGAGCAGCCUUUUUGGAGCAGGAAAAUAUGAAACUUAAAUAUGAAAUAGUUGCAUUAAGAAAUGAAACUGCCAGAUUGCGGUGUUUGGUUUAUUCAACAUAAUUAAUUUAAGUCUAAUAUUACUAAUAAAUUAUAGCUUCUGUAAAUACUUCGGUUUAAGUUUCAUACUUAAUAAGAAUAAAAUCAAAUGAGAUAAUUAA